Pistacia vera is the source of this 2653-nucleotide messenger RNA. RefSeq names its product O-fucosyltransferase 19-like. Lineage: Eukaryota; Viridiplantae; Streptophyta; Magnoliopsida; Sapindales; Anacardiaceae. The transcript is spliced from 8 exons. The coding region runs from base 327 to 2231 and encodes 634 amino acids. The record is from RefSeq and is a predicted model, not a curated record. Gene Ontology annotation, cellular component: cytoplasm.
AACUUCAACCAAGACGAAUUCAUUCAAAGCCUCUACCGCCCUUACAUUUCGGACCCUCACAGCUCCAACGAUUCAUACACAAAAACAUAAAUAAACCAAUACCAAAAAGAAGAAAAAAAAAAAAACUUCCAACUGACGGUUCCCUCCCUUUCUCUCCCUCUCCAAACUGCACGUUUCGUUUCCUUCACUUUCUCUCCAUUUCCCUCACUUUCUCGGAAAAGAAGAAAACGAAUAAACAAGACGAAACGAAAAGUGUUUUUCGUUCCAUUUUUUAUCGCUGAGAAUUUUUUUUUUUUUUGUUUUGGUCCAGCAACGGGCCAUGUGAUAUGUCGUCCGGUGGUAUAAACAACACAACAAACGUCGUCGGUAGCCCAUUACAACCAGGUAGUGGGCCCAAAGCGACAAGAAGACGCGUGGCAGAAUUGUUUGACGCCGACAGGCUUUCUUCCGAGUAUUCAUAUUACAUAUCGGACGAAGAGGACAACUGUAACGGCUCUUUUGCUGGGGUCCACAAUCACAGCCACUUCCAUCAUCCUCAUCAUCAUCAUCCAUUGAUUAAGUAUCGUUCUUUACGCAGACAAAUAUUCUCGUGGGUGCCCGAGACGUGGCUGAUUAAGAUAGAGGAUAGGAUUCAUCAUUGGACGGAUACGAUGCUUCAGAGUUUGAGAUUCGGACGGAGCUUGGCCCGGAAAAUUGUAUGGGCAUUUAUGUUGUUGGCCUUGGUUUCAGUUGUUUUUAAGGUUUCGUUUUUGAGUAGUUACGUCGAGAUUAAUGGCAAGAGUGGAGAAAAUGGCCACGUCUUCUUGCAAACCAUUAAAGAAGAUUGGGCUUCCGCUCAGCAUAUUGUUGCUGAACAUAAUGAACCCUCCAUGCCCAUGCGAGUUCUGGAAAAGAUAUCUACUCCGGAAAUCUGGAUGAAACCCAACAGCGAUAAUUUUUAUCAAUGCAUAGCUCCCUCUAAGAAUCAAAAAAAGACAAAUAAGAACACAAAUGGCUAUCUUCUAGUUCAUGCUAAUGGAGGAUUGAAUCAAAUGAGAACUGGGAUAUGUGAUAUGGUGGCUGUUGCAAAAAUAAUGAAUGCUACUCUUGUUCUUCCCUUUCUUGACCAUGAGUCAUUUUGGACCGACCCAAGUGAUUUCAAAGAUAUUUUUGACUGGAGACAUUUCAUGAAAGUUCUAAAAGAUGAUAUUGAUAUAGUGGAGUAUUUGCCAUCACGCUAUGCUGGGAAGAAGCCCUUAGUAAAGGCUCCCGUUUCAUGGUCCAAGGCUAGUUAUUACAGGAAUCAUAUGGUCCCAUUAUUAAAGCGGCAUAAGGUGGUAAAAUUUACCCACACCGAUUCAAGACUUGCCAACAAUGGCCUUGCAUCCUCCAUCCAAAGGCUUAGGUGCCGUGCCAAUUAUGAGGCUCUCCGGUACUCCAAGGACAUUGAGGACCUUGGAAAAGUUUUGCUUGAUAGACUUAGGAACAAUAGCACGCCCUUCAUUGCUCUGCAUUUAAGAUAUGAGAAGGACAUGCUUGCCUUCACUGGCUGCAGCGGCAAUCUUACUGCUGAAGAGGCUCAGGAACUUAAGCUAAUGAGGUAUACUGUUAAACAUUGGAAGGAGAAGGAGAUAGAUGGAGUAAAACGGCGACUCCAAGGGGGAUGCCCAAUGUCCCCCAGAGAAGCAGCUCUGUUCCUCAAGGCCAUGGGUUACCCUUCCACCACAACCAUUUACAUUGUUGCAGGGGAAAUUUAUGGUAAGAAUAGCAUGGAAGCCUUCCGUUCAGAGUUCCCAAAUGUCUUUACUCAUUCCACUCUGGCCACUGAAGAAGAGUUGGAGCCCUUCAGACCAUAUCAAAAUCGCCUUGCUGCCUUGGAUUAUAUUGUGGCACUUGAAAGUGAUGUUUUAGUUUACACAUAUGAUGGAAAUAUGGCCAAGGCAGUGCAGGGGCAUAGGCGAUUUGAAGGGUUUUCAAAGUCCAUCAACCCUGACAGGCAAAAUAUUGUUACACUUGUAGAUCAAUUGGAUGCGGGUGAAAUAACUUGGCAAGAGUUUUCUUUGAUGGUUAAAAGUUUACAUUCAAACAGGCUGGGAGCACCGUACCCUAGACAACCGGGAGACUCACCCAGGCAUGAGGAAAAUUUCUAUUCAAAUCCUUUUCCUGGUUGUAUCUGCAACAGGACUCGGGAACAAAUUACCAGCCUGAACCAUGAGAAGAUGUUGAAUGCAAGAGCUGCAUCACAAAAAUAGAGUGUUUUUUGGCAAGUAUAAAUGUGGCUCACACUUGGAUUACACAAAUCCGUUGCUUAGUAGGUGGCUGGUAGUAUGGGAGAAUUCGAAAUUGACUUGCAUUUUGCCGGAGAAUGUAGCAGCCGCAAGCAGGGUCCAGAAAGUUUCUAAGACUUCUCAUAUUCGGAGAAUGCUAGUUUUAGUUUUUGUUAUACGGAGAGAGGACCAAUCCUGCAAUUAGGAAAGCAGAAAAGGUCAUGUAUAAAUCUGAGAGAGAUUAGUUACAGAGGAAUAGGGAGAACAUACGAGAUACAAAAUCCCUGUUAGUUAUAGCAUUCCAUUUAUUUAUUAUUCUUUUCUUAAUUUGGUACAACCAAAUUAGGCAAAUUUAAAUGUACCAUUCGAUAUGGUUCAUAAUAGAAAUUAUUAUAUUUUUCUCCAGA